Molecule: messenger RNA, 390 nt
Organism: Scheffersomyces coipomensis
Lineage: Eukaryota; Fungi; Ascomycota; Pichiomycetes; Serinales; Debaryomycetaceae
Exons: 2
Coding region: 1-390 (129 amino acids)
Source: RefSeq, a predicted model, not a curated record
AUGCUCAAUCACGUGGUUCCAGGAAUGAAAAUAUUACGCUCGUAUCAGCGCUUGAAAAAUCCAGAACCACGAGAAGGAUCUAUAAAAAAAUUCCUGCAUAUCGUUCUGAUUUUUGGGGCUUCAGCUAAAUUAACUCUACCAAAAUCUGGCUUAUUCACCAGUCCUCCGCUGUCAAAGUCAAGGAACUCAACUACUUCAAGUGAGUCUUCGACUUCUAUACCAACCCCUAAAAGCACGGUAGUUCGGGAAGUCGGAAAUCGUCAGGUCAAAGUGAUCCUAGUGCCACAAGAUAUCUUGACUUUAAUAAUUCAAGUCUAUAUGAUGAUGAUGCUUGCUUUGACGAAGAUAGAGCUAACUAUGACUCUGAUGGUGAUGCCUUAUCUAAGCUGA